ACGAGCCAGUGUACAGUUGACUUGACUCGUAUCUUUUGGUUUCCGUCCCUUGGAGUGUAUUUUCCAUUUACGUGAUAUGCAUUUUCAUCCCCCUUUCUUUGUUCCUCCACGCCAAAUAAUUCAUACUUGCUUCUUAUCAAUUUAUAGAACACAAACCCUGUACGUGGAAAUUAAAAUCAGCGUCGUUGAGAGCAUCUCUAUCAAUGAGAAACAUCAAGCUGCUCUUCGCAAUUUCUAUGGUCUUUUUAAUUCUUUUACACUGUGCUACUUAUUGCGAAGCCGACUGUCACCCUACUUCUUGCGGCAGUAUCACAAACAUUAGCUACCCGUUUCGACUUAGAGGCGACCCCGAAAACGAAAAUUGUAGCGAUUCGAGCCACGAACUUGCUUGUGAGAACAAUCGCGCUAUCCUCUAUCUAAGCUUCAGCAGAUUCUUCGUGCAAUCAAUUUCUUACAAUGACCACUCGAUUCGAUUACUUGAUCCUGGUAUGGAGAAAAACAGUUGUGAUUCAUUUCCAAAAAACAGAGUGCCAUUGAAUUACGAUUACGGAUUUACACCAUACAGGUUGGAACCUUAUGAUGUCGCAAAAUUGAAUACUAUGAUAGUAUAUAUCCACUGUGAAGCUCCUGCAGAGUCUCCUUUUUAUGUUGAUACAUGCAAUUGCAGUAAAAAUAUUUCUCUGCAGAAAUAUUCCUAUUUUGUAGUCGGAAACGACGUCCGUGUUGCAGAUUUAAAUGAUUCCUGCAGGAUUGACGGGAUGGCGUGGAUUUCAAAUGAAUUUCCCAUAGGAGUAAAUAAUGCCUCCUGUUCAGACAUUCAAGAUGGGCUGGCUUACGGAUUUGACCUUAAGUGGUACCAAGUCUAUUGCGGCGAAAAAUGCCCAGGACAUUGUUAUAUCGAAGAUGAUAAUACCAUCGAAUGCAUUGAUCCCUACUGCAAGCAUUGGGGUGAAUGGCCCAAUUGUUCAUAUCCUUUCUGGUUGCAGAUCGGCGAUGUCCUAGUACCAAUCUGGACAGCGUAUCAUACGGAGCUGGAAUAUAUCCUAGGAUUUCUUGCAGCAAGAUUUCCUUGUGGGAUUCUCUUCCUGUUCACACUGUUGGCAUAUAAAAUUCGAAGGCGGCACCUCUCAAUGUAUGACGACAUUGAAGAAUUCCUACAAAUACAGAACAACUUCAUGCCAAUAAGAUAUUCGUACAGAGAUUUGAAGAAUAUGACUAAGAAUUUUGAGGACAAGUUGGGAGAAGGCGGCUACGGCACUGUAUUCAAAGGUCAGCUUAGAAGUGGCCCUUUUGUUGCAAUAAAAUUGAUGGGAAAAACCAAAGCUAGCGGACAGGAAUUCAUCAGUGAAGUGGCUACCAUUGGAAGAAUUCACCAUGUUAACGUGGUUCGACUCAUUGGCUUCUGUGUUGAAGGUUUAAAACGUGCUUUGAUAUAUGAGUUUAUGCCAAAUGGUUCGCUUGAAAAGUACAUUUUCCCUCAAGAAGUUUCAGUUUUCUUGAGCUAUGGUAAAAUCUUCGAGAUUGCUCUUGGGGUGGCCAAAGGGAUUGAUUAUUUGCAUCGAGGUUGUGACAUGCAAAUUCUACAUUUUGAUAUUAAGCCUCACAACAUUCUUCUAGACCAUAAUUUCAUUCCUAAAAUUUCCGACUUUGGGUUAGCAAAAUUGUAUCCAGCGGAUGAAAAUAUGGUGUCUCUAACUGCUGCAAGAGGUACAAUGGGAUACAUGGCUCCAGAAAUGUUCUACAGAAAUAUCGGAAGAGUUUCAUACAAAUCAGAUGUUUAUAGUUUUGGAAUGUUGUUGAUGGAAAUGGCAAGUAAAAGAAGAAAUUUGAAUCCGGCUGCAGAAAAUAUAAGCCAAAUUUAUUUCCCUUGUUGGAUUCAUGACACAUUCAGCAAAGGAAUGGAAAUUGAUUUGGGGGAUGCUUCUCUGGAUGAAAGAAUAAUGGUGAAGAAAAUGACAAUUGUAGCCUUGUGGUGCAUACAGAUGAAACCUGACGAUCGUCCUUCCAUGAAUAAAGUUAUAGAGAUGCUUGAAGGAGAUGUCGAGUUGUUGCAAUUGCCUCCAAAGCCAUUCCUCUCUCCAGAAGAUAUGCCGGACAGUGAUAUAGACAUAAAUGAGAUGGAGUUUCCACUGUUGUCUGCUAGUUUUGAUUAGCAAACGAAGUCUGCGUGCGCAUUGAAAUUUAGGAUGAUAUGAUAAUUAUUAUGACUUGUAUCAAAGUUCAAUUGCAUCGAAUAAUUAUGGAUUACUAAGUUUUUAUUGAUUAAUGUAUUAGUUGAAUUUAUAUAUCUGUAUAUGUAAUGCAGCAUUAAGAUCGCAUUCAUAUUUGAUAA
This is a messenger RNA of Olea europaea var. sylvestris, 2332 nucleotides long. RefSeq names its product rust resistance kinase Lr10-like. Gene Ontology annotation, biological process: protein phosphorylation. Gene Ontology annotation, molecular function: polysaccharide binding; protein kinase activity; ATP binding. The record is from RefSeq and is a predicted model, not a curated record. NCBI's taxonomy places the organism in Eukaryota, Viridiplantae, Streptophyta, Magnoliopsida, Lamiales, Oleaceae. The coding region runs from base 204 to 2153 and encodes 649 amino acids. The transcript is spliced from 5 exons.